CUGCCACGUCCCGGCGCCAGAAGCCCCACCUCUCUGACGGUGGCCACGUGAUCCCUUUCAAAGAUGGCCGCCCUGUUGUUUUGAUGAAUAAUACUUGGUGGGGCGAGGGGGAAAGAGUAGGGGUGGAGGGGUAGGAGGAUUUACUCUUCCAGCGAGAGCUAAGCGCGUCCCAUCCUCCCCCUCCCCCCUACCCGGACUCCGGCGUGGAGGCGGGGCGUGGCCGGCCUGCUUUGGGAGGGGAGGGGCUUCCCUUCCAGUGCUGGGCUCUGCCAGGACGGCUGUGGGGUCGCCUUACCUCGGGGUAUCCACUCUGCAGUCGACUAGUUCCCGCCCGGGGCAAAGGGUAGGAAGGAGAGAAGGAUCUGCUGUAGGAAACGCAGCUACCGCGCCACCAUCACGAAGACACAGCAGACUCGGGGCACGAGACGAGCUGGAGACCGCGCUCCCUAGUCUGGGUAACCUGGGAAGCAGAGGGUAAUAAGUGGCGCCUUAAGAUAACCCUGUAGCAGCAGCAGUGGCGGCCAAAGGAGGCUGCUCAGGGAAUAAGCGGCUGUAGUAGUCUCUGGGGCGAUUGGAGUGACUGAAGCCCAGGCAGUUCAGUGCCUCUCGUGUUCUUAUUUUUUAACCUCUGACUAUGCAAUUCUGAAACCUCCCCCAUUCGGGGGACCAGACAUCCUGAUAGACACCUUCCACUCUCCUUCCUCCCGCCGUGGUCUCGAGAACAGAAGGAUCUCUCCCUAACGCCUUUCACCAUUAAGAGGAAAGCGAUGGAGGAGCUGAGCGCUGAUGAGGUACAUCUGGACGAGGUGGCUCACACCUGUAAUCCUUGAACCAGGAGGUGGAGGUUGCAGUGAGCUGAGACCGUGCCAUUUCACUUCAGCCUGGGCAACAAGAACGAAACUCUGUCUCAAUUAAAAAAGAAAAAGAAAAAAGAUUCGACGGAGGCGCCUUGCACGACUUGCUGGUGGACAGACCUCUCAGCCGACCACCCCACUCACUUCUCCCCAGAGGGAGAACCCCCCGGGACCUCCCAUAGCGGCAUCAGCCCCAGGACCCUCUCAGAGUCUUGGUCUCAAUGUCCACAACAUGACCCCAGCUACCUCCCCAAUAGGUGCAUCAGGAGUAGCCCAUCGAAGCCAGAGCAGUGAAGGAGUCAGUUCUCUCAGCAGCUCGCCCUCUAAUAGCCUUGAAACACAAUCUCAGUCUCUCUCACGUUCCCAGAGCAUGGAUAUCGAUGGAGUCUCAUGCGAGAAAAGCAUGUCCCAGGUAGAUGUGGAUUCAGGAAUUGAAAACAUGGAGGUUGAUGAAAAUGAUCGAAGAGAAAAACGGAGCCUCAGUGAUAAGGAGCCUUCCUCGGGCCCUGAAGUAUCUGAAGAGCAGGCCUUACAGCUGGUCUGUAAGAUCUUUCGUGUCUCUUGGAAGGACCGGGACAGAGAUGUCAUCUUUCUUUCUUCUCUUUCUGCACAGUUUAAGCAGAACCCAAAAGAAGUGUUCUCCGAUUUUAAGGACUUGAUUGGUCAGAUUUUAAUGGAAGUGCUAAUGAUGUCCACUCAGACUAGAGAUGAAAACCCAUUUGCCAGUCUGACAGCUACAUCACAGCCAAUUGCUGCAGCAGCACGGUCGCCAGACAGAAAUCUCCUGCUAAACACUGGCUCCAAUCCGGGAACAAGCCCCAUGUUCUGCAACGUGGGUUCCUUUGGCACCAGCUCUUUGUCUAGCCUCUAUGAAACUAGUCCGGCUCCCACUCCCAGUUUCUGGAGCUCUGUGCCCAUGAUGGGCCCGUCUUUUGCCUCACCUUCCCGUGCAGCCAGCCAGUUGGCUGUGCCUUCCACUCCCCUCAGUCCUCAUAGUGCAGCCUCUGGAACUGCUGCAGGAAGCCAGCCCUCAUCCCCACGGUAUCGCCCCUACACUGUCACUCACCCGUGGGCAUCCUCAGGCAUCUCCAUUCUGUCAACCUCCCCAAGUCCCCCUGCUCUCACCAGUAACCCCCAAGCAGUGCCUGCCAGCAGUUCCAGACAGAGGCCCAGCAGCACCGGUCCACCCCUACCACCCGCCUCACCCAGUGCCACGAACAGACGCCCCUCCUCCCUGAGGAUCUCUCCUAGUAUGUACGACAAUCCUUUCUCCUUCCUCUUCCUCGCACUUUCUGGGGACAGUAGUGAUGAAGAAGAUGAAGAAGAUGAUGAUGAUGAUGGUGAUGGUGAUGGUGAUGAUGAAGGUGGUGGUGGUGGUGAUGAUUUUUCUUAUGUCCAGUUUGGGUCCAGUUUGGGAGCCUCUGGUGGAGCAAGUAAUUGGGAUUCCUACAGUGACCAUUUCACCAUUGAAACCUGCAAAGAGACAGAUAUGCUGAACUACCUCAUCGAGUGUUUCGACCGAGUUGGAAUAGAGGAAAAAAAAGCACCAAAGAUGUGCAGCCAGCCAGCAGUCAGCCAGCUUCUGAGCAACAUCCGCUCGCAGUGCAUAUCCCAUACUGCUUUAGUACUACAAGGCUCCCUGACACAGCCCAGGUCCUUGCAGCAGCCGUCCUUCCUAGUGCCGUACAUGCUGUGUAGGAAUCUCCCAUAUGGCUUCAUUCAGGAACUGGUGAGAACCACUCACCAGGAUGAAGAAGUGUUCAAGCAGAUAUUUAUCCCCAUUUUACAAGGCCUGGCUCUUGCUGCCAAAGAGUGCUCCCUCGAUAGUGACUACUUUAAAUACCCCCUCAUGGCACUAGGUGAGCUCUGUGAAACCAAGUUUGGGAAGACACACCCUGUGUGCAAUUUGGUUGCUUCUUUGCCGUUGUGGUUGCCGAAAUCCUUAAGCCCUGGCUGUGGGCGGGAGCUGCAGAGACUCUCUUACUUGGGGGCUUUCUUUAGCUUCUCAGUCUUUGCAGAAGAUGAUGUUAAAGUGGUUGAAAAAUAUUUCUCAGGGCCUGCCAUUACCCUGGAAAACACUCGUGUGGUUAGCCAAUCAUUGCAGCAUUACUUAGAACUCGGAAGGCAAGAGCUUUUUAAGAUUCUGCAUAGUAUUUUGUUAAAUGGUGAAACCCGUGAGGCUGCUCUCAGUUACAUGGCGGCUGUCGUCAAUGCCAAUAUGAAGAAGGCGCAGAUGCAGACAGAUGAUAGAUUAGUAUCUACAGAUGGAUUUAUGCUGAAUUUCCUUUGGGUACUACAGCAGCUAAGUACAAAAAUCAAGUUAGAAACAGUUGAUCCCACGUAUAUUUUUCACCCACGAUGUCGAAUUACUCUUCCAAAUGAUGAGACGCGUGUGAAUGCAACGAUGGAAGAUGUGAAUGACUGGCUGAGUGAACUCUAUGGCGAUCAGCCUCCAUUUUCUGAGCCGAAAUUCCCUACGGAGUGCUUCUUUCUCACCCUGCAUGCUCACCACCUCUCUAUUCUGCCUAGUUGCCGUCGCUACAUCCGCAGACUCCGGGCUAUCCGGGAGCUCAAUAGAACUGUGGAAGAUUUGAAAAAUAAUGAAAGCCAAUGGAAAGAUUCCCCACUGGCAACUAGACACCGCGAAAUGCUGAAGCGCUGUAAAACUCAGCUUAAGAAACUGGUACGGUGCAAGGCCUGUGCUGAUGCUGGCCUACUUGACGAGAGCUUUCUGAGAAGAUGUCUGAAUUUUUAUGGCCUUCUCAUUCAGCUGCUGCUCCGCAUCCUGGACCCCGCAUAUCCCGAUAUAACACUGCCUUUAAAUUCAGAUGUCCCCAAGGUAUUUGCAGCAUUGCCUGAGUUUUAUGUAGAAGAUGUUGCAGAAUUUUUAUUUUUUAUUGUACAAUACUCUCCCCAGGCGCUUUAUGAGCCCUGCACUCAGGAUAUCGUGAUGUUCCUUGUCGUGAUGUUGUGCAACCAGAACUACAUCCGAAACCCGUAUUUGGUGGCCAAACUUGUAGAAGUCAUGUUUAUGACCAACCCUGCUGUUCAGCCACGAACCCAGAAGUUUUUUGAAAUGAUUGAGAACCAUCCUCUCUCUACCAAGUUGUUGGUACCUUCCCUGAUGAAGUUUUAUACAGAUGUUGAGCAUACCGGAGCCACCAGCGAGUUUUAUGACAAGUUCACCAUUCGCUAUCACAUCAGCACCAUUUUUAAAAGCCUUUGGCAAAACAUAGCUCACCAUGGCACCUUUAUGGAGGAGUUCAAUUCCGGGAAGCAGUUCGUUCGCUACAUAAACAUGUUGAUAAACGACACGACAUUUUUGCUCGAUGAAAGUCUGGAGUCUCUGAAGCGAAUCCAUGAGGUGCAGGAAGAGAUGAAGAACAAAGAACAGUGGGACCAGUUGCCCCGGGAUCAGCAGCAGGCCCGUCAGUCUCAGCUCGCUCAGGACGAGCGCGUGUCCCGCUCUUACCUCGCCCUGGCCACCGAAACCGUGGACAUGUUCCACAUCCUCACGAAGCAGGUCCAGAAGCCCUUCCUCAGACCGGAACUUGGACCCCGAUUGGCUGCAAUGCUGAACUUUAAUCUUCAGCAACUCUGUGGCCCCAAGUGCCGUGACCUGAAAGUUGAAAACCCUGAGAAAUACGGCUUUGAACCAAAGAAGCUGUUGGACCAACUGACGGAUAUUUACUUGCAGCUAGACUGUGCUCGGUUCGCGAAAGCCAUUGCUGACGACCAGAGAUCCUACAGUAAGGAAUUGUUUGAAGAAGUUAUUUCAAAGAUGCGGAAGGCAGGGAUCAAAUCUACAAUAGCGAUAGAAAAAUUUAAGCUGCUCGCCGAGAAAGUGGAGGAGAUAGUGGCCAAGAACGCACGCGCAGAAAUCGACUACAGCGACGCUCCCGACGAGUUCAGAGACCCUCUGAUGGACACCCUCAUGACUGACCCUGUGCGACUGCCCUCCGGCACCAUCAUGGACCGCGCCAUCAUCCUGCGGCACCUGCUCAACUCCCCCACGGACCCCUUCAACCGGCAGACGCUGACAGAGAGCAUGCUGGAACCAGUGCCAGAACUGAAAGAGCAGAUUCAGGCGUGGAUGAGAGAGAAACAGAACAGUGAUCACUAAACCGUCCCCACUGCCCACCCUCUGCUAGACACAGCCAAGGCCAACGAGGCGAGCAGAAGCAGUGGCCGCUGCGAAGCUGCCAUUCACGUGUUGGAGGCCAAAUGUGGCAAACCACCCCAGGCCCACCCAGAGCCAGCAAACGCUGAGACCUGAAAGGACGUGGAUGAGAAGAGGAGCCCAAUUCCUGUACAUAUAUUUAAGUGACAAACACGAUCAAAAGCUUAAGGGACAAGUUUCAUGCUUGCGUGUGUAAUAAAGCACGUCCUUCUUAUGUCACAGUUUGGGGCAACGGAAGUCUUUUAGUGAUGGCUAAUGGGUCUGGGCAGCAUCCCUUCAUGAAUUCUUUUUUAAUCCAAUAUCCGUUGAUUUGAUUGUGAUUAGAGAACCUUGGACAUUUUGCUGCUAAAGAAUCUUUUCUCCCCUUUUCCCCACUCCUGACCCUACUUGCACUGCUGUGGAUUUUUUAAGAGAAGCAAAAACAAAAAUAAACUCCUUUCCCUGGCCCUCCAAACAUAUAUUCUGUGAGAUAACUGUGCCUGCUACCAAGUGUUAAUCCUGGGAUCGUAUUUUUAUAUCAUAUUCACAUAUUUGUUUUUUUAAUUGGUGUUAGAUGACAUGAUUAAUAAAAAAGGCAAGAUAUUUUCAGAAUUUGAAUUUCAGCUUUUUUUUUCUUUUGAAAUGUCCCUUUAAGAUUUUUUUAUUCUAAACAAAAUAAAGAAAAUCUUGCUGCUCUGGUCCUUAUAAUAAGCUCUCUCUUAGGAAUCUGAGGAGCAGUUGCAGCAAAAUCUAAGGGGUGUAAGUGUAUCAGGACUCACGUGACUUAGGGUAUUUUGGGGAGAUGAGGGUUGCGUUUUUUUUUUUUUAAUGCUACAUGACAGUUCGAAACCUUUACAGUUCUCCUCUGGAGGGAAUUGAGUUCCUCAACCCUUGGGUGUGUGAGUUUGAGGCAGGGUCAUUUGUAUGAUGUGUUUGGCCUUACCAAAGCAAAAGAGGGUGCAGGGAUGCGGGAGUAUGUCUGCCAGUUGAAACACACACAGACAAACACAGCCACAUGCACACACAAGUAUAAGACUUUUUGUAUUACUGCUCCCUACUUAUCAUACUUGAAUUCCUGAAUUUCCUUUGGGGUUAAAAAGGAUUUGAAACCAUAAAGUGUUUUGAAGAAAUUAAGUCUCUAAAAAAACAUACUUUCUUUUUUCUUUUCCUUUUUUCCCCCUCCACAGACAAUGUCCUCUGUUCAAUUCCUAACGCAAACUACAAUAAAUGGUGAUACACAUUCAGAAGAAA
Messenger RNA from Callithrix jacchus (white-tufted-ear marmoset), 6264 nucleotides. It is a transcript of the gene UBE4B, whose product is annotated as ubiquitination factor E4B. Lineage: Eukaryota; Metazoa; Chordata; Mammalia; Primates; Cebidae. Gene Ontology annotation, cellular component: nucleus; ubiquitin ligase complex; cytoplasm. The record is from RefSeq and is a predicted model, not a curated record. Gene Ontology annotation, biological process: ubiquitin-dependent protein catabolic process; protein polyubiquitination; ERAD pathway. Gene Ontology annotation, molecular function: ubiquitin-ubiquitin ligase activity.